This is a messenger RNA of Alligator mississippiensis (American alligator), 966 nucleotides long. RefSeq names its product olfactory receptor 2G3. NCBI's taxonomy places the organism in Eukaryota, Metazoa, Chordata, Crocodylia, Alligatoridae. Gene Ontology annotation, biological process: G protein-coupled receptor signaling pathway. Gene Ontology annotation, molecular function: G protein-coupled receptor activity; olfactory receptor activity. The transcript has a single exon. The record is from RefSeq and is a predicted model, not a curated record. Gene Ontology annotation, cellular component: membrane. The coding region runs from base 1 to 966 and encodes 321 amino acids.
AUGCACAGCAAAGCAGCAUGGGAGAAGCAGAAUAAAGGAAACCAGAGUACUGCUGAGGAAUUCAUCCUGCUGGGGUUGUCUGGUCAACCACAGUUGGAGCUGUUGCUGUUUAUGCUUGUUUUAAUAAGCUACAUUAUAACACUGCUUGGGAAUUUCACCAUUAUUGCCGUCUCCCAGCUGGACCCCCGCCUCCACACACCCAUGUACUUCUUCCUCAGCAACCUCUCCUUCCUUGACAUCUGCUACACCAGCAGCCUUGGCCCCCAGUUGCUGGUGAACUUCCACAGUACGUGCAAGGCCAUCUCCUGGGGCAGCUGUGUGGCCCAGCUCUACAUCUCUCUUGGACUGGGAUCCACAGAGUGCUUCCUGCUGGCAGUCAUGGCCUAUGAUCGCUACGCUGCUGUCUGCCAGCCUCUGCGCUAUGCAACAAUAAUGAGCCGUCGCCUCUGCCUGCUCAUGGCUUCCAGCUCCUGGCUCAGUGGUAUGGGCACCUCACUGGUACAAACAGUGCUAACUCUGCAGGUGCCCCGGUGUGGCCAGAACCAUAUUGAUCACCUCUUCUUUGAGGUGCCCGCAGUGCUCACGUUGGCCUGCACUGACAUUUCUUUCAAUGAGGCUGAGCUAUUUUCUGUCGGUGUGAUCGUCCUGGUGGUGCCUGUAAGUCUCAUCCUGGUCUCCUACGGCUACAUUGGUGCUGCUGUGUUGAGGAUCCGCUCAGCUGAGGGCAGGCGCAAGGCCUUCAGCACCUGCACCUCCCACCUGACUGUGGUGUCAAUCUUCUAUGGCCCCGGCAUCUACGCAUACCUGCAGCCUCCCUCCAAGGGUCAGAGCAAGAUAGUCUCCCUGUUCUACACAAUGGUCACCCCAAUGCUGAACCCCCUGAUCUACACACUGAGGAACAAGGAGGUACAUGGGGCCCUGAGGAGGCUGCUUCAGAGAAAGCCAGACCUUACAGGUUGGGCUUAG